AUGUUAUCCGAUCUUAGCUUUGAGAGCCACUGCUAUAACAGGACUCCACACCAGCACACAGAGCCAACCCCGAAGGGAUCGGGCAGCAGGACAUCAUCUUUGGCUGCAGCACAGAAGACGCCGGGGCAGGACGCUAAGCCCUGGAGCCCCGCGGGCCGGCCACCCAGCUCGCCGGGAGUCCGCGGCCCUGGGUUUGCCUUCCGCCAGAGGCCGAGUUGGUGGGAUGUCGGCGGCCAGACCCCGGCCCUGAGCCAGGGGACCACUUACCGCCCGCCCCGCGACGGCCGCCCGGGGAGACACGCCGGCUCGCCCACGCCCGCUGCCCCCAAGAGUCGCAAAGGUGUGGCCGCCCCGUUCGCCCGUACCCACCGGUGGGAAGAAACUCACCUACCCAACCGACACCUAAAAUGCCAGAGACACGUAGCACUGGAGCUUGCUGAUGGAGGCCCACCGGAACCGGAAUCCGGGUUUCUGCCAACAGCCCGCCCACUCCUCCGUCCUAUUGGUUCCUUACGCGAAAUCUCAGUGCGCAAGCGCAGCGCGACGUGCGCCCGGCCACGCUUCCUGGAAGAGAUGCAUUGCGGGGCUCGCUAGUGGGGCGUUGGCCUGCCUUAGGAGUAUGAGUCUGGCGUCAUCCCUUUUUUCCCGGCUGGGUCCCGGGAUACCCCACCAGCCCGACCUCAACCCACUCGCGUCCACAGCACGAGCCCCAGCGGCCUUGCGCGGUGCUUGCUCUCUAGUAGCGGCUGACUAGGUCAGUCAGGAUCUUUGAUUUUGGAGCACAAGCCUUCUGCGUGCUACUGACUGGGUCCUGGCCUCCCUCCUUCCAUGGCAUCGUCGUGAAUGGGAAUUUCCACCACUGCCUCCAUUAGUCAGAAGAUUGAACAUGUUGUAACUGUAGAAAGUCCGUCAUCCUUGUGUAUGCACUUGCUGAAAGAUCCACUGAAGAGCAACCUUCAUGAACAUUACCAGGGGACUUGUGCUCCUAUAAAACGCACUGUUUUCCUCACUGCGAGGUGGGUCUCUCACCGCGAUGGACUAUCUGUGAUCACAGAGCACUUCUUCCCUGGGCCUUCCCUGUCACACUGAUGGCGUGAGUAUGUAGGGCAGGGGUGGGAGUGAACAUGUUAAUCUCUUUUGAAUAAACUGAUUUUGAAGUAGAUGUCUCAAAAAAAA
Molecule: messenger RNA, 1176 nt
Organism: Pan troglodytes (chimpanzee)
Lineage: Eukaryota; Metazoa; Chordata; Mammalia; Primates; Hominidae
Exons: 4
Coding region: 1-594 (197 amino acids)
Source: RefSeq, a predicted model, not a curated record